Molecule: messenger RNA, 2655 nt
Organism: Miscanthus lutarioriparius
Lineage: Eukaryota; Viridiplantae; Streptophyta; Magnoliopsida; Poales; Poaceae
Source: the annotation of a GenBank genome assembly
AUGUUCAUCUCCGUACUUGGGGAGAGUGGUGUCGGGAAGAGGACCCUUGUAAUGAUGAUCGUCCAAGAAGUGGCUUCUAUGUUCGACGUUUUCUUUGGGCUCCCCCUGCCAGCGGAUUCCACCGUGGAUUUUGUCCUCGAACAAAUCUACGAGGGACUAUGCGUCAAUAAUCAGCCAAAGGAAGGCAUUAAUGACAUCAGUGAACAGGUCCGACGCCUCCUGGCGGGGAAGAGGUAUCUGGUGAUUAUCGGUGGCAUACCCUCCAAAACCAUGCUCAGCUGCGUGAGGGCAAGCCUGCCUGAUGACAAUAAUGGAAGCCGGGUGCUGCUCGUAUUGGACACUGAGUACGAAGAAGUUGCAUGGCAUGCUAAUUCCAUGAACAACCAAGAGGGCUUCAACGGGAUCCACAUGUUGAGCCGUUUGGAUGAAAAAGGAAGCGGACAGUUGUUCCGUUCGAGGGCCUUCAGGAGAGAAAUAGUAUGUAAUGAUGGAUCAAAGGAAGACAGCAUGAUGAUGACCAACAACAGGGACGACAGGUAUCACAAAAUUGUGUAUGAUAUAACUGGGGGAGAGCCCGGACAGUGGGAAGCAGUGCUACAACAACUUAGGCCUGGACCAAGGAUGGAAGAAGCACUACUAGUACAAGGCGGCGACGGUGAAGGCAACAAGCUGAAAACUGAAGAAGCUGUACAAUCCACAAGUCAUGCUAACCUUGUGUCCGCAAGAACAACAGCGAUUGAGAGGGUCUUCUGGGCAAGCUUUGAAGACCUUCCCAACGACCUCAAGUCAUGCUUCCUCUACUUUGCUGCUAGCCCAAAGAAUACCUUCUGGACUGCCAAUGAAGCCGUGCAGGCGUGGAUAGCCGAGGGAUUCAUCAAGCCACAGAAGGGCAAGACUAUGGAGGAGCUGGGUCGUAGCUACCUCAUGGAGCUGGUCUUGCGGUGCCUUGUUCAGAUUCAUAAGAUGAAUGCCGCUGGUGGUAUUGAGGGGGUCAAGGUUCACCCAAGGCUCCAUGGGUUCCUGCAGUCAGAGGCUCGUGAGGCUGGCUUCAUGGAGGUUCACGACAUGCAUCAUGUCUUUGUUCCACCGUCGGUGCGCCGCCUCUCUUUCAUGAGUCUGGGCGGCAGAUAUAUCCCAUUCACCAACAAGUUUCCUAAGUUGCGUCCUUUCAUAUGCUGGGUUGACAAGGAGCAACAGCAUCAGAGCAACGACAGCCAAGACACGAACAGCAAGAAGCAUGGGCAUGAUCUCAAGUUUCUGUGUGGGUCCAAGUUCCUUCGCGUAAUCAAAGUACAAGGACUAAUGAUUGAGAAGCUGCCAAAUAAGAUCGGUGAAAUGAUCCACUUGCGUCACUUAGGUGUUGAGUGCAAGGACCUCAAGGAGCUCCCGUCCAGCAUUAAGAAGCUGCUCAACCUGCAGACACUGAACAUACAGGAAACUCAAGUGGAGAUGAUUGACCCAGGCUUCUGGAAAAUAAGGACACUCCGGCAUGUGCUUGCAGAGAAGCUCACCCUUCCAGAAACCAUCGAGGAGGAACUGGGCGAGCUGCAGACUCUAUCUGGCGUAAAGCCUGCCCAAGGAGGAGAAUGGAAGGGACAGAAAUGUGCACUGCACAAGAUGCCCAAUCUCCGGACACUGAAGCUGCAUGGAAAAGCACAUGAAAAACAUGGGCCAGCACUGAAGAGUGCUCUCAUGAAGAUGCAUCUCCUUGCUGACUUGAGUCUGCAAGGUGAUGUGAUUCCUUCAAGCGUCUUCACCGCACCGAGCCUUCGAUUCUUUCAGACGGUAGAGCUGGAUGGCAAUGUGGAAUGGCCUGAGGACGGGUGGGAUGGUAGCAAGGUCCGACCAAACCUCGUUUAUUUCAAUCUAAGAAGAAAUACAAAUAAGAUGCCCCAGCACAUCCGGGAGGAAUUCGAUAAGAUUAUUCCUAAACAUAAAGCUGGCUUUAGACGUGUCCAAGAGAUACUAGUCAGCGUCAUGGGUGAAGGAAUUAAAGGUGCAACACUUCCACUGUCCCUUAUAUUGCGCGCUUCAUGCUCGUGUCCUAUACAGGUUGGUAAUAACCAAAGGCCCAACUACGAGGACGCCGAGCCCGGGCACCGACCCUACGCGAUGGCCGGCGGCGGCACCACGAUCUGCGUGUCCACCGCCACGACGACCUACUCCUUCGACACGCUGAAAAGCGAGUGGAACAAGUACGGCGACUGGGUGCUGCCAUUCUCGGGCAAAGCCGAGCACGUCCCCGAGCUCGGCCUCUGGUUUGCCAUGUCUCGCACCAGCCUGUCCCGCAGCGGCCUGUACGCCCUGGACCUGGACCUCUCCACCGCCGGUGCCGGUGACGACGCCAGCUGCCAACCGCCGGCGUUGUAUGACAUCGGGGUUGAUCUUGAGCUGCGGGACGACUUGUUCCUGUUCGGUCAUGCCGUCGCGAGCCUGGGCUCCGGAAGGCUCUGCGUCGCAAGGUACUUCCUUAUUAUGAAACGGGAACACGCGUUCGACAAUCCGAUCGGCGUAUUCACCGGCGUGGAGGUGGUUCCCGGCGACGACGGCCGUCUCCGGGUGAUCACGCACAAGUCGGAACGUUUCGACGAGGAAUUUAAUUCUGAACCAGAGAAACUGGUAAAGCCAGGAGCACUGCCGUUUAAGAGAGGAUAG